AUGCGACACCUAAACCGUCACAUAGGUGAGCAACGGACUACUGCAUCUCUCAUCGAUUACUCUUGUUCUGAACUUCCCACAGACCGCGUGCCCCUGAUUGUGGCCAAUCAUCUGUCGUACAUUGAUGUGCUGGUGCUCAUGAAGCUGUAUCAGCCCAGUUUCGUGGCCAAG
This is a messenger RNA of Sphaeroforma arctica JP610, 171 nucleotides long. RefSeq lists its product as hypothetical. NCBI's taxonomy places the organism in Eukaryota, Ichthyosporea, Ichthyophonida. The record is from RefSeq and is a predicted model, not a curated record. The transcript has a single exon. The annotation marks the transcript as partial.